Molecule: messenger RNA, 1224 nt
Organism: Salvelinus namaycush (lake trout)
Lineage: Eukaryota; Metazoa; Chordata; Actinopteri; Salmoniformes; Salmonidae
Product: tumor necrosis factor receptor superfamily member 14-like
Exons: 6
Coding region: 169-684 (171 amino acids)
Biological process (GO): positive regulation of peptidyl-tyrosine phosphorylation; defense response to Gram-positive bacterium; immune response
Cellular component (GO): membrane; external side of plasma membrane
Molecular function (GO): transmembrane signaling receptor activity; protein binding
Source: RefSeq, a predicted model, not a curated record
CGUAAAGUGAAAGUAAAAUGAAUCCAGGGCCCUACACUACUGAUCAAGGCUGGGUACAGGUACUAAAAUACAUGAAGUCUACAGGUCAGUUCAUCUCGAUACUUCAAAACUCCUAAGAACAAAUCCUGUGAGUUGGUCUUCCGGUGAGUUGGAGAGGAAUGAGGAACCAUGGCAAAGUUUGAACACUUUAUAUGGACUAUACAUUUUAUACUUCUCAACAAUGAACCCUGUUUCACAUAUGAUCACCUCAUCUAUAAAAUAGGUGAUAGAUAUUGCAUAAUGUGUAGGCCUGGAUAUCGUGUAAAUAGGCAUUGUACUAAAUCUACACAUACACCUUCCUGUGUUCUCUGUAUUGACUCCACGUUCCUUGAUGAGCCCAGUGGUAAAACAACAUGCAACGACUGUACCACAUGUGAUCCAGGUUUGGGUUUGAUGGUAAAGCAGUCAUGUACACCUUCAUCAGACACUGUCUGUGGGACACUGGAGGGGUUCUACUGUCUAGACCCAACUAAGGAUGGUUGUAGAGCAGCCCAGAGACACAGCAGCUGUAAACCUGGUCAAUACAUCAGCCAUACAGGAACAACAUCUACAGAUACUGUGUGUUCUGACUGCCCUGGUAAAACUUAUUCAGAUGGAUCAUUAACAUCUUGUCAGGAUUCUACACCACAUUCAAUUGUAGAGUAAAGAAAUGAAACACAUUGAAACCCAACCUCCAGUAGGAAGAAUGUGACUUCUAGAUACCUGUUGGGAGAGGACCACUGUGUCUUUGUAUCAUAUGGGGAUGUUUGAAACGUACUCCUCAGCCUGAACUGUUCCCACUUGUGUCAGCGAAUAACUAGCUUUUCAUGUGGGCGCCACUGGUAAGAUGCUUCGGGAGGGCGGAAACAUAUCAGCUUCUGUCUACAGCCUACAGACUGGUCUAAAAUGAAAAGGACCAUGUGAUGAGUAUAAAUUAGCUUCACCUUGCUAGGAAACAGAUUUAGAAGCUGUUUCCCCUCUUCCUAGGGGAAAGUCAUGUGUUCAUAACUUCAGGACCACAACGUCUGUCAGCCCAGACUAUGGAACUUCAAAUGGGACUUGAUAAUAUCUUGAGACACAGAUUACUGGAUACUGGUGCAGGAUGCACCGGUCUAAUGUCCAUUGCUUGUGUUUCUUGGCCCAAGCAAGUCUCUUCUUAUUGGUGUCCUGUAGUAGUGGUUUCUUUGCAGAAAUUCGACCAUGAAG